This is a messenger RNA of Daucus carota subsp. sativus, 1195 nucleotides long. RefSeq lists its product as uncharacterized. Gene Ontology annotation, cellular component: cytosol. The record is from RefSeq and is a predicted model, not a curated record. The coding region runs from base 116 to 1030 and encodes 304 amino acids. Lineage: Eukaryota; Viridiplantae; Streptophyta; Magnoliopsida; Apiales; Apiaceae. Gene Ontology annotation, molecular function: nucleotidase activity. The transcript is spliced from 9 exons.
CUCAUAAAAUAGUGAGAGUUGGUCGUAAAAACAUUCUGUUUUCAACUUGCAACACAAUAGUAUACGGCACACUUUUGCAAACUCGCCGCCUAAUCAAAACAAUAUUCGCCGGAAAAUGGAAAAUCGGCCGACGAUCAUGGUGACAAACGACGACGGAAUAGACGGCGCCGGCCUGCAAGCUCUGGUUCAAGUCCUCGUCUCCACAAACCGUUAUCAAGUCUUUGUCUGCGCUCCUGAAUCGGAAAGGUCAGCUUUUAGUCAUAGUAUUACUUGGCAACAUCCUCUCCAGGUCAAGCAAGUAGAAAUUCAGGGAGCAACAGCCUUUGCAGUUUCUGGGACUCCAGCAGACUGUGCUUCUUUGGGAAUCUCCAAAGCUCUUUUUCCUGUGGUGCCUGAUCUGGUCAUUAGUGGCAUCAACAAGGGUAGCAACUGCGGUUACCACAUUGUGUAUUCUGGAACAGUAGCAGGUGCCCGAGAGGCCUUUUUCCAAGGUUUACCUUCUAUCUCAAUAUCAUACGACUGGGUCGGGGGUAAGAGCACUGUUAAUGACUUCAAACUUUCUGCCGAAGCUUGCUUACCCAUUAUAAAUGCAAUUUUGGUCGAAAUUAAAAGCAAAACAUAUCCUCAGAAGUGCUUUCUGAAUGUAGAUCUGCCUACAGAUGUUUUGAAUCAUAAGGGAUAUAAGUUGACAAAGCAAGGAAAAAGUAUCAUCAAAAUGGGUUGGAAGAAAAUUACUUCUGAGGCACAGGUUGGAAAAAUAUUGUCAACAAUGACUAUGGAAGCAGAUACAUCAAACAUCGACAUGAAUGCUACAAAAGUAUCACAAGGAUCUCAAAACAAUCUCCUUUACAUGCGAGAAAUUGUAGGUGUCCAAGUGGGAGAAAUAGAUACAGACUACUCCUCCCUUCAAGAAGGAUAUAUAACUGUUUCCCCUCUUAGUGCAUUGACUCACGUAGAGACAGACUGUGAAGCAUACUUCAAAAUGUGGCUUCCAGGUGUUACAGAGCGCUUCUCUGCUUCAGCUCUGUGAUAAAAUUUGAUACUGUUUACUUGCAAGGCUUCUUUAACAUUGAUAAGUUCAUUGAGGUCAUAUUUUUAUGUGGCACAAUGAGUCAUAUUCAUUAUGCAACACAUCUGUAAACAAAAAUUAUGUCAAUACUUUCCUAUUCAUAUAUUUCUACUUAUUCUACUCACA